GUGAAUGUAAUCUUGCGGGGGAGCGGGGCCGCUCAGUUCCCGAUUCCGUCGGGGGUGUCCGCAGCUCGGGCUCCCGUAGGCUGCUAAGGAUGGGCAAGCCGAGCGGAUGCCGGGCCGGAGGUCCCGGGCCGCAGCUGCCACUGUUGUCGUUGCUGCUGCUGCUGCUGCUGCUGUCGCCGGCCCGGGCCUCCGGGGCCGCCCAGCCGCCCCAUGUGGUCUUCGUGCUGGCGGACGACCUGGGCUGGAACGACUUGGGUUUCCACGGCUCGGUCAUCCGCACGCCGCAUCUGGAUGCGCUGGCGGCCGGCGGCGUGGUCCUGGACAACUACUAUGUGCAGCCGCUGUGCACGCCCUCGCGGAGCCAGCUGCUCACCGGCCGCUAUCAGAUCCAUUUGGGCUUACAACAUUACCUCAUCAUGACCUGUCAGCCCAGCUGUGUUCCCCUAGAUGAAAAACUCCUGCCCCAGCUUUUAAAGGAAGCAGGCUAUGCUACGCAUAUGGUCGGAAAAUGGCACCUGGGAAUGUACCGGAAAGAAUGUCUGCCAACCCGCCGAGGAUUUGAUACCUACUUCGGAUACCUCCUAGGCAGUGAAGACUAUUACACCCACGAGGCUUGUGCACCGAUUGGGUCUUUGAACGGUACCCGCUGUGCACUUGAUUUACGAGAUAAUGAAGAACCUGCAACAGAAUAUAACAAUAUCUACUCAACAAACAUAUUUACCAAAAGGGCUACAACCCUCAUAGCUAACCACCCACCAGAGAAACCACUGUUCCUCUACCUUGCAUUCCAGUCGGUCCACGAUCCCCUGCAGGUCCCUGAGGAGUACAUGGAACCAUAUGACUUCAUCCAAGAUAAACACAGACGUAUUUUCGCAGGGAUGGUGUCCCUCAUGGAUGAAGCAGUGGGCAAUGUCACCAAAGCCUUAAAAAACCAUGGGCUCUGGAACAACACAGUCUUCAUCUUCUCCACAGACAAUGGUGGGCAGACUAGGUCUGGAGGCAACAACUGGCCACUUCGAGGAAGGAAAGGGACCCUGUGGGAAGGGGGCAUCCGAGGAGCAGGCUUCGUGGCAAGCCCCUUGCUGAAACAGAAAGGCGUGAAGAGCCGGGAACUCAUGCACGUCACCGACUGGCUUCCAACACUGGUGCAUCUGGCUAGGGGAAGCACCAAUGGAACCAAACCUCUGGAUGGCUUCAAUGUGUGGAAAACAAUCAGUGAAGGAAGCCCAUCCCCACGAGUGGAGCUGCUGCAUAACAUCGAUCAGGACUUUUUUGACGACUUACCAUGUCCUGGCAAGAACAUGACUCCAGUAAAGAACGAUUUUUUUCCUUUAGAACAUUCUGCCUUUAACACAUCUAUCCAUGCUGGGAUCAGAUACAAAAACUGGAAACUCCUCACGGGCCACCCAGGCUGUGGUUACUGGUUCCCACCUCCAUCUCAGUCUAACGUCUCUGAGAUACCUUCAGUGGACCCAUCAACCAAGACUCUCUGGCUCUUUGAUAUCAAUCGGGACCCUGAAGAAAGACACGAUGUGUCCCAGGAGCAUCCCCACAUCGUCCAGAACCUUCUUUCCCGCCUACAGUACUACCAUGAACAUUCUGUGCCUUCUUACUUCCCACCUUUGGACCCCCGCUGUGAUCCCAAGGGUACUGGUGUGUGGAGCCCCUGGAUGUAGGGCUCUGGGAGGCAGGGGCAGGAAGGGGCUGGAGCACAUGUCUGUUCAGGCUAGACCACAGGCCCCUACUCUCCUGGCUUCUCUUCUUUAUCAUCCCCCACCCUGUCACCUGGCCCUGUUGCUACAUAACCCACCAAAGGAGUCCAAUUUCAACCCACAGUACAUUUUGAAAGCCAGUAAAAUCUGGAAGGAUCCUGCUGUUGGCUGGAGUUAGUGUCUGGGGGCCAGUGUGGCUGGGUUCAUCCUGCUUCCUAAACUGCAGACGCUGGGAACUUGACAUAGGAAGUUAUCCCUGAGUCCUGGAGACCAGGGCAGCUGACUCUUUUUGCUUCACAAGUCAGCUGUUAGAACUCCCUCUGCUAAUAACCAGUUUUAUUGGCAAGGCACAUUUCUUGUAACAAAGGCAGGGAGCAGAUGCUUGCUAGUGGUUCUGUUGGCUGUGAGGGCUCCCUGUCUGAGAUCUUGUUCAGGCUUUCUGCAUCCGUGACUCGUCCACUCAGCCCUCGCUCACUCAUCUCCCCGUGGAGCAUACAGCCCAUUGCAGUAAGCCAGCAUGGAGGCAUGCCUGUGCCCUGAUUUUGGUUUCCCCAUAACUAAAUGUGUUUUUAUCCCCCCAUCUCCACCCGCUAUUACUCAUUCUGUCUAGACUUCUGCUACCCAGCUUGUGUGGCUCUAUUCCUGUCAUGCCUUUGGACUUCACUGUCCUGUGCCUGAGGUCUCUUUCCCCUCUGUGCCACCCAUUCUGAGCUUCAAGAUAGCCCUAAGCUCUGCCCAGAGGUGGACUGGUCAUUCCAUGUCCAUGCUAAUGGGAGUUGUGGGUCUGUGGCCUCUGCUAAGGAGAUUUAUUCAUAGUUGCAUGGAAUCUGUCAAGAUUGUGGCUGUGUCUCCCAGUAUGCCAUGGUCUAUGCUGUUUACUCAAGUAGUAGUGAGAAAGGCCAGGACAACACCUCUUUGCCCUGAGAUGACAGAUGGAGCAGUCUGAGAAAGGAAGUGGCCAAUGUCUGGAAUGUUGGUCUUAGUAAAGCAGAGGAGACACCAUCCAUGUUCCUUCCAGUCUCUGUUCCACUGCCUUGCUCUGGGUUCUGCGGUUGAAGAAUGAGGAUACACUAUUUGACCUUGAAGCCUUUCUCUGACGCUCAUACAUCCUACUGAUAGAGUCCAUCCAGAUUCACCGCAGGGAGUGGUGCUGUACUUAUCAGCACCACUGUCUUGUUCACAGUUUAUCACCAACCUCAGCAACCAUGUCUGAGACAUAGUAGAUAGCCAGUACUUUUUUUAAAUGAAUGAACAGAGUAAACAAGAAAGAGUCACCAUGAGAUUUACUAGUCCAGUGAGCUUACUGUAAGGACAGUGUAAAUAUUCACCAGCCCUUACUAUUCUGUCCUAAAGCUGUCCCAUCCCACCUCUGCACCAGUGGAAGAAUAUCUGUCUAUCUGGACAGUCAAUGAAUGGCAGGUCUGUGAUGUCCUCUGUAGGUGGGCAGAAGACAAUUCUGUUUUCUGGGACAUCUCCUUUGCCAAUGAUCUCCUCUUCCAUCCUUCACUGAGCGCUAGAAAUUAAAACCACCAAACAAUAUCAUAUGUACAGUCCUCUUCAGCUCAGUCACAACAUUUCCUGGUCAUUAAUAUUCUGCAUUUUAUUACGGUAAGAGUAUUAUAAGAAAAUGGUGCUAUGGCGAAUGACAUCUUUUACCAACCUGUACCUGUGGGCUGGCAUAUAGCCUGCCAUCAGGCCACUUCUUACUCCAAACACUGUGGCAGUCUGAGUGACGUGAGUCUGGACACGCCCCCUGUGCCCUUCUUCUGUAGCUAUAGGUGGCCUUUAGUAUUCUGAGACGGAAGGUUCCUACUUCAUAACACUGAUCUGAUCUUUCCUUCUCAUUCUCAGAACAGCUGUCCUCAGUUCAACUGUGUUUGGAACGUUAACAUACUAAUGGGUUUUAAACGACUUUCAAAAUGUGAUUUUUAAAAAUGACUGGAGGAUUUGUCUGAUAAAACAAAUAGAAAGGAAUAUGUCUCAGAUUAUGUCUCAUUGGAUUUUCAUGUUUUAUACAAAAAGAAAAGAUUGAUAACCUAUCUUUAGAAAUAUUAAUGUUAGUUCUUUCCGAUUUUGUUUAGCCUUGAAGACGGUUUUAUUUAACUUGUGAACUGGUUCCUUUGUUAUGACAUGAUUAUUCCAAUUGGAGGGACAAAAUAAAAUAAAAUCUUUCUAAAACUA
Grammomys surdaster is the source of this 3893-nucleotide messenger RNA. It is a transcript of the gene Arsb, whose product is annotated as arylsulfatase B. Lineage: Eukaryota; Metazoa; Chordata; Mammalia; Rodentia; Muridae. The record is from RefSeq and is a predicted model, not a curated record. The transcript has 8 exons. Bases 90 to 1676 code for a protein of 528 amino acids.